UGCAGCCUGUCAGGCGGUGGCGGCGGCGGUUCCCGCUCUCCCCUGCACGUCGCCCGCCUUUCCGCAUAACUUCCGUCAGCUCGGCAGAAAUGAGCGUUCGGGCGUUUUGGCUGGUGGGGCUGGAGAGGGGAGAGGCGCCGUCAGUGAAGUUCUCGAGACAAUAUCCAACAGUUGAAAAAAGAGCCAAGAUUUUCAAUGGAAAAAGCUAUACAGAAGUGCCAGAAGACAGGAUCUUUCUUAGUGCGCUGUUAUGUGAACUUGGUAUGACUGAUCUGGACAAGAACUUUGUGGAACACAGAGAUAGCUGUUGCAGAAUAAAUAGGACAUCCAUUUAUGAAAUUGCUGUUGGAGAUGGUAUUCUUUGGCCUGUCCUUGUAAUGACACAAAAUUCAAUCCUCUUUGCUUGUCUUCCUUUAGUUGAACAGUCUUUGAGUCCCCAUCCACCAUUAAUAAACCUACAUGGAAUUUCUGCUGCAUUUGCAUUACUAACGGGAUUAAUGGCCUUUCUAAAUUUGUCACAGAGAAAUGAGUCAGAAGUUGCUACUAAGGUGGCUCAGCUCCCUGCAAUGUUGAUGCAUGCCUGUCCAUUGGGGACUCCAACAGAUACUGAUUUUGGAUUGAUGCAAACCCUCUCUGGAAGCCAUGGUCCCCAGAAUUCAGUCUCAUCAGUACAAACCCAAAAACAGCCAGCUUGGAAGCCUGGUACAUACAAAGGGAAACCACAGGUUAAUGUCUAUGUCACUGAACAAAUUCGGUCAAUGCAGUAUGGCAAGAAAGAUGUAAUUGAUGUAUGGCAGGAGUACGGAACUGUAACAUGUAAGUGUGAUUUGGAAGGAAUAAUGCCAACUGUUACUGUGAGCCUGAAUUUACCCAUCAAUGGAUCUCCUCUCCAGGAUAUUCUUGUGCAUCCUUGCGUCAGUGUUGUUGAUUCCACAAUCCUUACUUUUAAUAGUGUUGAUGAUAUGGAUGAUUCACUGUUCAAUGGACCAUACAAGUUUCCCUUCACACCGCCGUUAGAUGUAUUUAAACUCUGCUGCUACACCUCCCAAGCACCAAUCCCUCCAAUUCUUGGUUUCUAUCAAAUGAAGGAAGAAGAGCAACAAUUAAAGAUUGCAGUCAAUCUAAAACUACAUGAAAGUGUCAAAAAUGGAUUUGAAUAUUGUGAAGCUCACAUUCCCUUCUUCAACAGGGGUCCAAUUAUAAACACUGAUUGUAAGGUGAGCCAUGGGCAGCUGGAGGUGGCACGAGAAAAAAGCUUACUGGUUUGGAUCAUUGGUCAGAAAUUCCCAAAGUCGUUGGAAGUAUCUUUAACUGGUGCAGUAAUGUUCCCUGAGGUUGGUGCUACAAACCAUUCAGUGCAGCCAACUGAUCCAUUCUGCGUCGGACUUACAGCAUAUGUUAAGCUUUACUUUCGAAUCCCAGAUUAUACAUUGACCGGUUGCUAUGUGGACCAACAUUCAGUGCAAGUAUACUCUUCAGCAAAACCUAGAAUCAUCACGUCCAAAGAGCUGCUUUCUUCUGAGUACUACAUCUGGAACUCUAAAGGUGAUGCACCCAUAGCCAGCAGAUCCUUACCAUCCUGAUGCAGUUUGGACAAACAGAUGGACGAAAGUUUCAAAAUUAUCCGUUGCCACAAUUAAAGAAGAAACAGCUGCAUUUCAAAGGGAUUCCGAUUCUAGAAGCUUAAUCGUGAUUGACAAGCCCUUCUUAUUCUGGGCAAUAAGAAAACUCUGGGAGUCCUUUCUUCUACUGAAACUUCAAUCAUUUUCAAAAAUUAUCUCAUUUGGAUUUCAUUCUAUUCCUUUUAUAACUAUUCUGCUAUACAAUUUUACAAAGUUGAAAGAUGCUUAGUAUUUGCAGUGUAUAUGAAAUGCAUUCAUCCCAAGAUUGGUGCCAGACCUAUAUUGUUGAUGGGGAAAAAGCUAAAAUCCAUUUAGCUUCACAACACAGUUAUAAAACAUUGUGCAAAUCCUGCACACGGUCUUCUGUCACAACACUUUUAUCUAUGUACAUAAAAGCAGCUUGCAGCAUGCUAUUCUAUAAGGUAAAAUGUCCAGGAAGUGUGCACAUUAAAGCUACUGUUUUAAGUAUUUUCAUGGCUUUUUGUAAAGGAGACAGCACUUCGUCAUGUUGAGGAGUUGUAAGUAGAUUAGUAAAUGAAUUCUAGUGUAUAGCCUUGUUUUUGUCAACUGUACCUUUUCAAUAAUUAUUCUUAAAGGUACCAGCUUUUGGCUGUACAGUUGUCUUCAAUUGUUAUCUUAUAAUGUCUGUGUCAGGUUAGUACAUAAAAGCUAAAUAAGAUUCAAAAUAAACUACCCUUUUUUUUAAACCAUUAAUAAGAUAGCCUUUAUUCGCAGUUCCCCUUACAACCAAAAGUAGGGCUGAAUCUUUCUGAUGUAGCCAGACAUCUGUAACUAAAGUAAUCCUAUGAGUGCAAACAGUGAAAAUCUAACCAACUGCAGAGACCAUCACGGCUAAAUCAAAUCCUACCUUUGCUUCACAUUCAGGCGUAGAUGUUAGCAGGGAUUGCCGGACAGUCUCUGCUGCAGAAAUCCCGGAGGUUUUCGUCCUUCUUCAGCCAUAAAGUGUCUGGGGUCAAUUGUAGGAUCCCUAUAUCCAUUCCAACUAAUAUAAUGCUCUGGUGAAGUACACUAGGAAAUAUAUUUAUCUUGUGAGCUAAGACAACAGCAAAUAAAGGCACUUAAAAGGAUACAUGGAGGCGUAAUUAUCUGCUCAAAUUCUAGCUAAAUUAACAUUGGAAUAAUUUCACAAGAGAUAAAGAUAGAUAAUGAUGGCUGUAAACUUCAGCAGAGAUUGAUUCCGGUUCAUGAUGUAAGGGGCACAUGAAUGAUCAGUGCAAAGAAGAUUGUCAGAACAAUGCUUGGCACAUGUCUGAUUAUAAUGACCAAUACUCCGAGGCAAAUGAUUUAAUUAUAAACCUACUAAUUUCCUUUUGUAUAAUGAAACAUAUCAUGUCUUUGGCACUUGUAAUUUUCAUUGUAUUAAAACUCAUAACUUUAAUUUCCUAUUUACCGCUAAUGUAUUAUAGUUCUGAGUUUGAAAUUAUAACAUGCAUGCAUAAAAAUUAGGUAAUAUAUAUUUUAUAUUGUCAAAAAGCUGUGCAGUGUUUAAAAAUAUCUACUAACAGUGUAUGUACUUUCCAAAUUGAUGUUUAUAUAAAACAGCCUUGUAUUUUAAUUACAACUGAAAAGUCUGUUUUGUAAAGGAAUGGUCUAUUAUCCAAUUUUUUAGUUUGCUGAAACAACCCAACAUCAGAUCAGUCCAAAUUUUAGUCAUAAAUUAUUUCAAUGACAAACUUCACCAAUUUUACAUAAUAUUUUGACAACUACCCACCCCUAACCCUUCCCCUAUCCCUAAACUCCUCAAAUCUCCAUCUAAGAAAAUGUCGGCAAUAUAUGUCUGGUACCCAAUAACGACUCCUUGUUCAAGAGUAGAUGACUGGUUCCCAGAUCACUCUGCAAUUAAUGAUUGUGAGAACAGUCUGCAAAUAGCUUGUUUGACUUGUCCCUAAAUAUCUUCUUUCCAAUUUGAAGAUACUUCCCUUUAAUGGUUUAACUUAAAAUAAAUUAUUCUCAUGCACAAAUCCUAAUCAACCAUGCCUUUCUAUUUAGCCAUUUCUAUUCAUUUCCAAUACACCUAGUG
Molecule: messenger RNA, 3663 nt
Organism: Pristis pectinata (smalltooth sawfish)
Lineage: Eukaryota; Metazoa; Chordata; Chondrichthyes; Rhinopristiformes; Pristidae
Gene: ap5m1
Product: adaptor related protein complex 5 subunit mu 1
Exons: 9
Coding region: 90-1583 (497 amino acids)
Biological process (GO): endosomal transport
Cellular component (GO): AP-type membrane coat adaptor complex; lysosome; late endosome
Source: RefSeq, a predicted model, not a curated record